Schistocerca nitens (vagrant locust) is the source of this 572-nucleotide messenger RNA. RefSeq lists its product as uncharacterized. The record is from RefSeq and is a predicted model, not a curated record. The transcript has 2 exons. The coding region runs from base 42 to 515 and encodes 157 amino acids. NCBI's taxonomy places the organism in Eukaryota, Metazoa, Arthropoda, Insecta, Orthoptera, Acrididae.
UUCGUAGCGUUUUUGUUUCGCUUCUUCGUGUUACGCUUGCUAUGGCUCUCCUGGAUGGCGGAGUGUAUCACACCACCGGGCUACACACAGCAACAGAUGGGGCGCCAGAGUCCCAGUCCACGGUGGGUCAUUGGUUCGACCCUCUGAGGCCAACACGGAGUCCACAGCCAGCCAGCGGCGGGCCACUCUUUGGCUCGCUACCGCGGGCAGUCAUCUCAGCUCCCGACACAUGCCGGAGACUUCCGAGGCGAGGGUGCAGAUUUGGACGCCAGAUUGCGGGCGGUCGUUGCCGCCGCAUUCUCAGCUAUGCCAGCAAGGAAGAAGCAGCAGCGGGAUCGGUCUACAGCUCCCAAUGGAACAGCGCAGAGAUAACGAGGACGGUGGCUGCUGAGUCGGCUGCUGGCUCAGUCAUCCUGACAUCUUCGGAACUCAGCGGGCCGGCCAAGGCCGGCACGACACAGCGUUGCAUUGCACAGGCUGCUGGGGUGUUUCCUCAGCAUUGUGGGGCCCUGUGACGCAGACCGAGGUGAACAGAGCACUGUAGAGGAAACAAAUAAAACGUUUGGAAAGUU